AUGAUGGUGGACGACGGCACCACCAUCAACGGCAUCAUGAUCGAUGCUCCGGAACAGGACAACAGUGGCGACCCUGCUGGGUUUCCGGCGACUUGGCAUGGGCCUCCCUGCUCUGCUGACGAGGCACGAUCCGGGGUAUCUCACAAGAAACCUUCUCGGCGACACAUACCUUCCUGA
Ectocarpus siliculosus is the source of this 177-nucleotide messenger RNA. The record is from the annotation of a GenBank genome assembly. NCBI's taxonomy places the organism in Eukaryota, Phaeophyceae, Ectocarpales, Ectocarpaceae.